Messenger RNA from Carassius carassius (crucian carp), 3293 nucleotides. Its product is annotated as NACHT, LRR and PYD domains-containing protein 3-like. The record is from RefSeq and is a predicted model, not a curated record. The coding region runs from base 64 to 3171 and encodes 1035 amino acids. NCBI's taxonomy places the organism in Eukaryota, Metazoa, Chordata, Actinopteri, Cypriniformes, Cyprinidae. Gene Ontology annotation, molecular function: protein binding. The transcript has 9 exons.
UGCUGGGAAACUUCACGAGUGUAAUUUGUAGUACACAUAAAUUGUUUAUUUUAAACAUUUUAAAUGUAUAGGUAUAGGACUUAUUUUUGCUUGCUUCGUUUUCAGGAUCUUGAGAUCAAAAUAAUUGUGUUUAUUAAAAAGGAGCUGGAAAAGUUUAAGAAAAUAUUAAAAGGAGAGAGAACACAGUACUUUGUGCAGGACUUCACAGAGGAAAUGCGUGAUAUCAAAGAAGCAGCUCUUGAUAUGACACUCUUCUUUCUGAAUGAUAUGAAGCAAUAUGAGGCUGCAGAUGCUCUACAAGAUGAGCUGGUCCUCGUUCAACAGCAACCACUAAAAUCAAACCUGAAGAAGAAAUAUCAAUGUGUAUCUGAAGGAAUUGCAAAGCAUGGUGACUCCAAGCUUCUGAAGAACAUCUACACAGAUCUCUGUAUGACUCUGAUUGUUAGUAAACAAGUUAAUACCCAAAAUGAAGUAAGACAAGUUCAGGCUGCUGAUAGACGACAUGAAUCACGAGAGAUUCCAGUUGAAUGCAAAAAUUUGUUUGAAGCACCUGAACAAGACAAGGAGAUUAGAACUGUACUGACAAAAGGAGUUGCUGGCAUCGGAAAAUCCAUCUCUGUGCAAAAGUUUAUUCUGGAUUGGGCUGACGGUAAAGAAAAUCAGGAUAUUACUUUUAUAUUUCCUCUUGCAUUUAGAGAGAUGAACUUAAAGGAGAAAGAAACACAAAGCUUGACAAGUCUUUUACAUCAGUUUUUCCCAGAGAUAAAAGGACUAAACCUUGCAAGAAAUGAUAAAUUUAAAUUACUGUUCAUCCUUGAUGGUUUGGAUGAAAGUCGUCUUCCUCUAAACUUUGAGGGCAAUGAGACUUGUCGUGAUGUAACAUCACAAGUCUCUCUGGAUGUUCUCCUGACAAACCUGAUCAAGGGAAAUCUGCUUCCUUCUGCUCUCAUCUGGAUCACCACCAGACCAGCGGCUUCCAUUAAAAUUCCUCCUGACUGUGUUGAUCGCGUGACAGUAGUACAAGGAUUCAAUGAUGCACAGAAGGAGGAGUACUUCAGAAAAAGAUUCACAGAUGCGGAUCUGGCAAAUGAAAUUAUUGAUAAUGUUAAAUAUUACAAGACUCUUUUUAUCAUGUGCCACAUCCCAGUCUUCUGUUGGAUUACAGCUACUGUUCACCACAAUAUUUUGCAGGAGAAAAUAAAUAAUGAUGUGAAAAACGAUCAGGCUGAUGACGCCUCCAAAACACUACAGGAAUCAAACACUGUAGACACUCCUAAGACUCUGACACAAAUGUACACACACUUUCUCCGCUUUCAGAUCCUGCAGAGCAGACGAAAGUAUGAUGGACAAUUCACACCAAAUGUUUCCCGGGAUAAAGACACCAUUCUUUCACUGGGGAAACUGGCAUUUCACCAUUUGCAAAUAAACAAUCUGCUCUUUUAUGAUUCAGACCUGGAAGCCUGUGGUAUUGAUGUCUCUAAAGCAUCAGUGUAUUCAGGCAUGUGUACCCAGAUCUUUAAGGAGGAAACAGGGACCAUUCUUGGUACCACUUUCUCCUUUGUUCACAUGAGCAUUCAAGAGUUUAUUGCAGCCCUUUAUGCACAUCUGUUUCUAGACAUCUGCAAGAAAAGUGUGUUUAAUCAACAUGAAUCUACAGAACAAGAAAACAAAAAUGAAAUCAUGCUUGAUUUGCUCAAGACUGCAGUGGACAAGGCACUUGAGAGUGAAACUGGACACCUGGAUCUUUUCCUUCGCUUUCUUCUUGGUCUUUCACUCCAGACCAAUCGUCCUCUCUUACGAGGUCUGUUGACAGAGCAAGAGAGCAACAAUGAGAACUACGAGGAGAUAGUUCAGUACAUCAAGCAUAAAUUAGAAGAUAAUCUGUCUCCAGAGAGAUCCAUCAAUCUGUUCUACUGUCUGAAUGAACUGAAUGAUCAAACUCUGGUGAAAGAGAUUAAGACUCAACUUCGAGAAGGAAGUCUCUCAUCUGCUGAUCUUUCUCCUGCUCAGUGGUCUGCUGUGGCCUUCGUUUUGUUGACAUCAGAGGAAGAGAUGGAGGAGUUUGACCUUCACAAAUUCAAGAAAUCAGACAAGAGUCUCUUUAGGCUACUGGAAGUUGUGAAAAUCUCCAAAAGAGCUCUGUUAAAUGAUUGUAAUUUAACAGAUGAGAGCUGUUCUAAUUUGGCUAAAGCUUUUGGAUCAGAUAACAAUCUGAUAGAGCUGAAUUUGAGCAAUAAUAAUCUACAGGAUUCGGGAGUAAAGCAGCUCUGCACUGGACUGGAGAAUAUUACGUGUAAAUUGGAGAUACUGAAGCUAAGUAACUGUGCACUAACAGAGGAAAGCUGUUCAGCUCUUGCUUCAGUUCUCAGUUCACACUCCAGCAGUCUGAGGGAUCUUGAUCUGAGCAAUAAUAAUCUGAAGGAUUCAGGCAUAAAGCUGCUCUCUGAUGGACUGAAAGAGAACUGUAAACUGAAGAAUCUCAGACUCUCAAACUGCAGUGUCACAGAAGAAGGUUAUAAAGCUGUGGCUUCAGCUCUGAGAUCAAACCUUUCACACCUGAUAGAGCUGGAUCUCAGAGGAAAUGAUCCUGGACAAUCAGGAGUGAAGGAGCUCAGUGAUUUACUACAGGAUCCAAACUGUAAACUAAUACUGAGGUUUUUGAGUCCUGCUGCAGAUGAAGCCUGUCUAUAUGUGACUGGAAUUGUGGGUAAAAACCCGUUACUCCUGAGAGAACUGAAUCUGAGUGAACAUAAACUAGGAGACACACAAGUGAAUCAGAUCUCUGCUCUACUGCAGGAUAAACACUGUAAACUCAACACACUGAUUCUAUGUGGAUGCAGUAUUACAGAGGAACAGUGUCACAUUCUGACUUCAGCUCUGAAAUUAAACCCAUCACACUUGAGAGAACUGGACCUGAGUGGAAAUAAAAUAAAAAACACAGGAGUGAAUCACUUAUGUGACAUACUGAAGGAUUCACACUGUAACCUGGAGAAACUGAGUCUGAAUGACUGUGGCAUUACAGAUGUUGCUUGUCUGGCUCAAUCUUUGACAAACACGAAAGCACUGCAGUUUUUAAAAGAGCUUGAUCUGAGGAACAAUAACAUAGGAGUCUCAAAGGAGCAACUCAGAGAUGUGCUACGAGACUCAAACUGUAAACUUGAGGUGAACUAGAGGAAGAUGUGAAUUUGCAGAAAAAAAAGCACUGAAUGUCUUCAGUAAUAGACCUGAUAAUCAUAAUGAUUCUGAGACUAAACUAAUCCAUAAUGAACUAAUUAAAAUAUUGCAAAUCAUAA